Molecule: messenger RNA, 720 nt
Organism: Linderina pennispora
Lineage: Eukaryota; Fungi; Kickxellomycota; Kickxellomycetes; Kickxellales; Kickxellaceae
Product: cytochrome P450
Exons: 2
Coding region: 1-720 (239 amino acids)
Molecular function (GO): monooxygenase activity; iron ion binding; heme binding
Source: RefSeq, a predicted model, not a curated record
AUGUAUGAAGAGGGGCACCUGACUGAGGCCAAUACCUUCUCGACUAUCGACCCUGAGGAGAACAAGAUACGCAAGCGGCUCAUCGAAGAAGCUGAUGCGCUGCCGCGCGUCGAUGUGCUGCAAAAGUUUAUCGAUGCAGAGGAUCCGGUUACUGGUGACAAGCUAACGCUUCGCCAGCUCCAGUCGGAGGUGGCGCUGAUGCUCGUUGCUGGCACCGACACUACCAGCAACACGAUAGCGUACGCAAUUGUCCAUUUGCUUCACAACCCCAGCGUUUACAAGCAUGUCACCGAAGAAGUCCGCUCUAUAUUCCCAGAUAGCCCCCAGGUCAUCUCGUUUGAGGACGCGAAAGCUAAGCUACCGUGCCUCUCGGCAGUCAUCUAUGAGACAAUGCGAAUCAACCCCUCAGCCUCAGAUUUGCGUGUCAAUCGCCGCUUGUCACCGCAAUCCGCAUACAUGGAAGAACCCGAUGUAUUUGACCCUGAGCGCUUCCUUGGUCCCGACUCAGCAGAGCGAGUCAAGGAUAUACUGGUAUUUGGUUCAGGCGUUCGCGUUUGUAUCGGACGAAACCUUGCUUGGCUUGAACUUUACACAGUUCUUGCCAACACCUUGCGCAAGUACGAUUUCUCGUUGUCCACGGAUGCGCCCUAUGGACCACAUAGGCUGGGCAAGUCUGGUGCUCCAGUUGAAAUUCCGGCUGUGUCCCCACAUCAGUACUAA